Messenger RNA from Phodopus roborovskii (desert hamster), 627 nucleotides. RefSeq names its product cilia and flagella associated protein 90 (gene Cfap90). The transcript is spliced from 4 exons. NCBI's taxonomy places the organism in Eukaryota, Metazoa, Chordata, Mammalia, Rodentia, Cricetidae. The record is from RefSeq and is a predicted model, not a curated record.
AUGACCUGUGUGAAGCCAGAGGAACCAGCUAAGACGGAGUAGCGGGCCAUGAACCCCGUGAAAGAAAAGGGGGAAAAAGGGGAAGAAGAGGAGGAGGAGCAGGAGGAGGAGGAAGAAAUCUCUGCCUCCACACUGCGGGGCAAACCCCGACCCCUACCUAUCUCAGCUAUGCCAGCUUUCAGCUACAUCCCGCAGAGGCGCCAGGAACCCAAGGAACUCAGCUACUUCAACCGCGAGAGCCAGACAGGGGUCAUCUCCCUCUAUGACUGUGUUUUUAAGAGGAGACUAGAUUAUAACCAGGAAUUACAUCGAGAUGACAGAGAACAUGCCAAAAACCUGGGGCUUCAUAUUAAUGAGGAGGAACAGAAAAGGACUGUGCCGGUGCUUAUGUCCUCUGUCUAUGGGAAGCGCAUCAAUCAGCCCAUCGAGCCCCUGAACAGAGGCCAUGGCCGUGUGAACCACGUGCAGGCCGACUUCUACCGGAAGAACGACAUCCCCAGCAUCAAGGUGCCUGGCUUUGGGCACAUCACUCCAGCCUGAAGCAGUCUUGGGGCUUGUAGGGCACUUUGAGGUGUGCUGCCAGGAAUCGAGGCUGUGUAGGAAGGGAGGGCCCUCCAACCUCACUUU